CAUGUUCUCUGGGUCCAUCUCGGAAACAAGCAGCAUGUCUCUGCAGUGCACCAAGUCAGCGGGACACUGGAAGAUCGUGGUGUGGGAUGAGGAGGGCUUCCAAGGCCGGCGGCACGAGUUCACAGCUGAGUGCCCCAGUGUGCUGGAGCUUGGUUUUGAGACUGUGCGAUCUUUGAAAGUGCUGAGUGGAGCGUGGGUGGGUUUUGAGCACGCCGGUUUCCAAGGGCAGCAGUAUGUGCUGGAGCGGGGUGAGUACCCGUCCUGGGAUGCCUGGAGUGGCAACACGUCCUACCCCGCCGAGAGGCUCACCUCCUUCCGGCCCGUGGCCUGCGCUAACCACCGCGACUCGAGGCUGACCAUCUUUGAGCAAGAGAACUUCCUGGGCAAGAAAGGAGAGCUGAGUGAUGACUACCCCUCCCUCCAGGCCAUGGGUUGGGAUGGCAAUGAAGUGGGAUCCUUCCACGUCAACUCGGGGGCCUGGGUUGGCUCCCAGUUUCCUGGCUACCGAGGUUUUCAGUAUGUGCUGGAGUGUGAUCACCACUCAGGCGACUACAAGCAUUUCCGGGAGUGGGGCUCUCAUGCCCAGACCUUCCAAGUGCAGAGCAUCCGAAGGAUCCAGCAAUGAGCAGGGGGGCCAGCGCUGAGCAGUGAACAUGUGCUUGCCUGGAACAGAGGAGCUUUGGAGGCUGUUACAUGCUCUCUCCUCUGCCUCCCCCUGUAACCCGUACGACCCCAGCACCCAUGUGGACCAGUCCAUGCACAGUCAGCACGAAAAACUAAAAGUAAUUAAAAAAAAAAAAGUCUAGGGUU
Lipotes vexillifer (Yangtze River dolphin) is the source of this 810-nucleotide messenger RNA. It is a transcript of the gene CRYBA4, whose product is annotated as crystallin beta A4. Gene Ontology annotation, biological process: lens development in camera-type eye; visual perception. The record is from RefSeq and is a predicted model, not a curated record. The coding region runs from base 2 to 625 and encodes 207 amino acids. Gene Ontology annotation, molecular function: structural constituent of eye lens. Lineage: Eukaryota; Metazoa; Chordata; Mammalia; Artiodactyla; Lipotidae. The transcript is spliced from 6 exons.